UGUGCAACCAAGCUGGCAUCUCAGACCACAAGUGGGACAGUAUCGGCAGCCCUUCUUUGUCCAUUUGGUCAAUUCAUCGUCCCCUGUGCGAGAUUGGGUUUUUGAUCAUCAGGACACUUGCCGUACCAAUUUUCAACUUGGUCAUCUCGCCAGCCAUGUCCAGCGUGGACCCAGCAAUCCUCGACGCACUGGGCCGCAAGUCGGAGCAGACAAAGAUAUCCAGCCAUGGUGGGUCUGGCUUCGCCUCGACAUUCAGACUCUCAUCGGUGAAGAGUGAUGGUCAGACAGUCAACUACUUUGUCAAGACGGGGAGUGGACCCGAGGCGGAUGUAAUGUUUACUGGCGAGCACGCGUCGCUCAACGCAAUCCACAGCGCCGUGCCCAACUUGUGUCCCAAGUCUUACGCCCACGGCGUCUUCUCGUCCGACGCCAACAAGUUCUUCCUGGUGACCGACUUUAUCGACCUGCACUCAAAGUCCCACCCGGGAGGAUCUGGCGAGUCCCUGGCCCGCAAGCUCGCUCGGCUGCACACCACCACUGCUGGUGGCCCCACGGCGGCCAAGGAUGAGGAGGAGGAGGGACGGCGGCAGUUUGGCUUCCCGGUGACGACAUGCUGCGGAUCCACGCCGCAGGACAACUCGUGGAAGGCGUCCUGGCCCGAGUUCUACGCGGACAACCGCCUCCGCGCCGUGCUGCGUGCCGGGCUCAAGAACCACCACCACGACGCGGAGCUGUCCGACGCCGUCGAGGCGACCGCGGCAAGAGUCGUUCCGCGGCUCCUGGGUGCCGUGGACGCCAUCGAGCCCAUCAGGCCCGUCGUGGUGCACGGCGACCUGUGGAGCGGGAACCACGGGCGCGGGAGGAUCGGGGGCGAGGGGGGCACCGAGGAGGUCGUGUUCGACGCGUCGGCCGUGUACGGCCACUCCGAGUACGAGCUGGGCAUCAUGGCCAUGUUUGGCGGGUUCUCGAGCGCCUUCUGGGACGAGUACCUCCGGUAUGUGCCCAAGGCGGAGCCGGUUGCCGAGUGGGAAGACCGGAGGUCGCUUUAUGAGUUAUACCAUCAUCUGAACCACUGGGCCAUGUUUGGAGGCAGCUACCGAAGCGGCGCCAUGUCUAUUAUGAAGAGGCUUAUUUCAAAGUAUGGUUCAUAAGCAGAAAGGGGGAUAUCGGCAGGUUUAAAAGAAGAAAUAACAACUACAUCGUCUCAGAUUGACCUGCAGAUAUCAACGUCACAUAAAAUAGUAACAUUUGCUUCGUCCGGUCCCCUCACCCAAACGGAGGCUGACAUCCAUC
Molecule: messenger RNA, 1293 nt
Organism: Microdochium trichocladiopsis
Lineage: Eukaryota; Fungi; Ascomycota; Sordariomycetes; Xylariales; Microdochiaceae
Product: fructosamine kinase
Exons: 3
Coding region: 156-1151 (331 amino acids)
Source: RefSeq, a predicted model, not a curated record